Cercospora beticola is the source of this 3054-nucleotide messenger RNA. RefSeq names its product fungal specific transcription factor domain-containing protein. Gene Ontology annotation, molecular function: DNA binding; zinc ion binding. Gene Ontology annotation, biological process: DNA-templated transcription. The record is from RefSeq and is a predicted model, not a curated record. NCBI's taxonomy places the organism in Eukaryota, Fungi, Ascomycota, Dothideomycetes, Mycosphaerellales, Mycosphaerellaceae.
GGACAUUGUGUGAAGGAGCUUAUGCAGCAUGGAAGGGUCAACCGUUGACGCGACUGCGUCGCCCGCCAGCACGACCCAAAGCACGAAUCACACCACCCACGAAACCGGCUCGCUGACACAGCAAUCUCCUCACGAGAGUCGCUUUAUUGGCAGCAGCUCGGGCGUGUACUUCAUCAAUACCGUGAAGCAGGCCUUCGAGAAUUCGGUACAGCAAGACAACACGAAUCACCUUCCGGCCGCCGAAGAGACUGUUGGUGGCGAAGACGACUUUGCACCUUCAGCACGAAAUUCCCCGGAACGAGGCCAGUUCGAGCUGAACAUCAGCAGCCAAAGAGCCAUUGAAGUCAGCAGUUCUGCUCAGCUCGGCUCAUUACCUCCAUAUGAGACCGCCCAGCUCAUGACAAUCGAGUACUUCAAGAUCUGGCAUCCAAUUGUGCCGUUUCUUUCCGGAUCUGCAUUCCUGCAAGAACUAGAGAAUCUGUAUCAAGAUCCGAGGACCUCAAGAGGCAGUGGCAGAAUUCCUACCGAUCGGAAGCGUUUGUGCAAUCUCAUCAUUUUUCAGUGUGUGAUAGCGGUGGGAGGAGCCGGUCUUCCUUCCUCGCAUUCGAUCCCUUCUGCUCUGCCUUCAAGGUCAAACCUGCUUUCCCUGGUCGCUUCACUGGCCUCUAAGCACGAUAUCCUGACAGUUCAGACUCUCCUGGCAGCUCAGGUCUACUGCCUCUCCACCCUGGCGCUCCGCACUGCGUCCUCAAUCGGUGGCCUAUUGUGUAAACUACUAUUCCACGCUGGUCUUCAUCGAUGCCCGUAUCGCUACCCUCAACUCUCGAAUGAUGACAGAGAUCUCCGCAAGCGCAUCCUGUGGAGUGCCUACGCGCUUGAUCGCUACCUUUGUCAGGCCCUUGGCAUCCCCGUUUCACUAUCUGAUGCAGAGAUCGAUGUGUGCUUGUCUGGUAGACAGGAGAUCCAUGGGCCUGCCACACACGAUCAGAAUGGAGUCCUGACUUUGUCUCGGCAAAAUUCCAAUGUGAACGGAGGAGCUGCUCCAAGAGCAAGCGCCGAGACCGGCGUCAUGACUGGAGGCGCCGCCCCUCCCACGGUAGAUGUCAAGUCACAACCUGAGCCAGAGAACAAGCUCGAAGUUAUACUUGCCAAUUUUGUGGACUACGGCAAGCUGGCUGGUAGGGUCAUGGAUGUCUAUCACACUUCACUCCAUUCUCGCGCCCACGAUCCACGGAAAGUGCUGUUCUUGCGCUCGGACGUGGACAGGUGGUUCAACAGCAUGCCAGAAGAACCGAUUUACGCAUAUGGCAACAAUGGCGCCGAUGAGCAGAUCAUUCGCUUCCUGCCAUUCCUUCACGUGCUCUACGAACAACUGAAGAUCUCGAUCCAUCGGCCAGCUUUGUCAUUGCCAAGGACAUCACCGGAAUUUCAUCACGCACUGCAGGUGACGAUUCGCGCAGCAAAGAGAACAAUUCUGGCUCUGGAACGUCAGACUCAGCUCUUCUGGCCAGGCUAUGUCGCUUCCGUGUGGAUGUCUGGACUGAUCAUCUCCUUCGCAUGCCAGAUCAAUCUGUACAACACAGCGCAAGGCUCGCACGAAAUCUUGCGCUGCUUGGACCUUCUCAAACGUAUGGGAGAGCGAUGGCGAAGUGCUCAGAGAUGCUAUGCCGCACUUUCCACCCUUCUCUCAGAUCUUCAAAAGAAUCAGCAGCGCACAAGACCUGGCACACCUACUGCUGACGACAACUUCGCUCGUCCGGCAAAACGGCAACGACUAGAUGGAGGUCCUGGUUUCGAGCAUUCUCGACCCUUCAUGUCUGCGUCGCCGACCUCGCAGCCAGAUACUUCCAACCUUGGCAAGACGGCGCCGCAACAAAAAGGCGGUUUCGCUACUCCUAUGACCGGCAACAGCACUGCCGAAUGGGACGUCAAUGAUUUCUUCGCAGACAUCAGCUGGGAGAAUCUUUUCGAUAUCGGCGAUAUCGGACAAGAUACGGAUAUGCAGUUCUUCGGACACAUUACGACAGGACCUGGUCUCAAGUGAGGUGACGCGGCUGCUUUCGUGCAUACGGAAGAGGGUCAGUACCAGGGACAAUGAUGCUCAACGCAGGACACAUCGUUCUGAACACGACUUCUCCUGGACCGCUUGAUCGAGUCGUUCCACCAUUCUGGCAAAUGAAGUUUCGCAAGGAAUAUGGCAGACGCUCAAGAUGAUAGUCGUCUGGUUGGUUAUGCGGAGUCAGGUGCUCGUAUGGGGUCAAGAAAACAGACGAGAGCGGAGUCGGAGAUCCUCGGCUGAGGCUGUCCAUAUGUCCUCUCACCACGGCAACGUUGUUGUCUCAACGUGUUGCGCAAAGUCAUGCGCAAUGAUGCACACUGGCCAACAACAAGCACAAGCUGCAACUACCAGGGUCACGCGUUGUGCCAGGCUACUACGGAUGCGAUUGGAUAGACAGACAUUUCAUGCAUCAGACAGCGCCAAGUCCAUCGCUCUGGGCCGUCGAGAGAUCAGCAUGCGACUGCAGCAGCCUUCAGGAAAUGGUCGAGCUGGAUAUCAAGUCCACUGCGUGAGGUUGACUUAGACUAAAUCUGCGGGUGUCAGUCUGAGACUAGUCUGAAAGGCUGGCGCUGUGGAGCAAGCCCCCAUCAGCCUACCAUGGCGUACGAGGACUGCGAGGGCCACCAUUUCGACUUGGUCGAUAGAGAUCAGGCCAUCAUCAUAUCUGUCGAACCAAAUACGCCCGAUCUUCGUUGCACCACGCACAUCGAGCAUCGUGCACGAAGACAGCCUUACCGCUUCCCUGCAUUUCAAAAGCCGGCAUUAUGGCACAGAACAGAUCUGUGAAUACGACUCGGCAUCACCGAUCACCCAAAACGCCACAUGUUGCAGAGCCGAACAACAUCAGGGCUCUCGGUCGUGACCUCUUGUGCAACUGAUGCAUCAGCGGUAGUUCUGGAAGCAACUAUGUCCAAGAAACGUGGGCCUGUCUGCACUGCACUCUUUCGUAGAGAUGGCGGCGGCACCAAGCUGAAGACAAGACGGUGUUGGCGGCA